Messenger RNA from Sorghum bicolor (sorghum), 1883 nucleotides. RefSeq lists its product as uncharacterized. NCBI's taxonomy places the organism in Eukaryota, Viridiplantae, Streptophyta, Magnoliopsida, Poales, Poaceae. The transcript has 2 exons. The record is from RefSeq and is a predicted model, not a curated record. The coding region runs from base 402 to 1724 and encodes 440 amino acids.
GUGCUUCCUCCCGUCCCGUCCCGUCCCGUUGCGCGGCCGGGCGGAUGAUUCAUUUGCACACGCAUCCUCAUCCUCAGGCAGAUGCAGACCUCCAAACCAACAACCCCAGAACGAUCCAUCUGCGCGCGAGCUCCUCCGCCUCCGCGGCUCCCUCUCCUCCUCGAUCAAUCAUUCAUUCGUGGCCCACCUUCCCAUCGCAGCCCCCCUCCGCCGCGCCGCGCCACCUUCCACGCUCGCACAUGCAGACCCGGCCGCCAGCGCGAGCCAUGGCGGCCGCCUAGCCCUCCAUCGCGCGCACAUGACAGAUAGAUAUAGAUGACGACAGACACGGCGUAGGUCGUAGAGCGAUUAGUUCCUCUUCCUCAUACUAUAUAUAUAGGCAUAUAGCCGCCGGCCGCCGGAUGAUGACUAGACAGCAACCGCAGCACCAAGCAGGCGGCCUGCUGCUCCGUUCGCUAGGACUAGGAGCAGGCGGCGGAGCCGGAGGAGGUGCCCGCCGGGCGGGGGCCAUGAAGUCGGCCACCUCGCUCCUCCUCGGCGCCGCGCUCGCCACCGCCUUCUUCCUGCUCUACACCUCCCUCUGCCGCGACCUCGUCGGCGCCGCCGCGCCCAGCAGGUCAUCAGCCACCCCGGCGCCGCGGUGGGAGGAGCAGGAGACCAACACGACAGCUGCGGGGGUUGCUCCUCACCAGCAGGAGGGCACCAAACAUGUGGCUGCGAGUAGCGGCGACGCCGAUGGUGACGACGACGGCGCCGCCGCCACAACAGAGGAGAAGAAAGGUCAGAGCGAGAAGCAGCAGCCGCGGUUUGUGAUGCCUGCCACGUCAGCCCAGCUGCAGCAGCAGAAGAAGAAGAAAAGUUCACCACCACCGUCCCAGGAUCUAGCGGACCUACUCCGGCGAGCGGCGACGGCGGACAAGACGGUGCUGAUGACGGCGAUCAACGAGGCAUGGGCAGCGCCAGGUUCAUUCCUGGACCUGUUCCUGGAGAGCUUCCGGCACGGCGAGGACACGUCGCACCUUCCGCGGCACCUGGUGAUCGUGGCCAUGGACGCCAAAGCCUUGGCGCGGUGCACCGCCGUGCACCCGUUCUGCUACUGGUUCCGCGCCGGCGACGGCAAGGACUUCGCGGCGGAGCAGAAGUACAUGAAGGGGGACUACCUGGAGAUGAUGUGGCGCCGGAACGCGCUGCAGCAGGCCGUGCUGGAGCUGGGCUACAGCUUCCUCUUCACGGACGUGGACAUCCUGUGGUUCCGGCCGCCGUUCCCGCGCCUGCCGCGGGGCGCGCAGGUCGUCAUGUCGUCCGACUUCUUCGUCGGCGACGUCGACUCGCCCCACAACUACCCCAACGGCGGGCUCCUCUACGUCCGGUCGUCGCCGGCCACCGUGGGGUUCUACCGCCACUGGCAGGCGUCGAGGGCGAGGUUCCCGGGCCACCACGAGCAGUACGUCUUCGACAAGAUCGUCAAGGAAGGGUCGUACGCCGCCGCCGCCCCCGGCGCCCGGGUGCAGUUCCUCGACACGGCCGUCUUCGGCGGGUUCUGCCAGCACGGCGACGACCUAGGGAAGGUGGCCACCAUGCACGCCAACUGCUGCGUCGGGCUGGAAAACAAGCUCUUCGACCUCAAGAACGUGCUCCAGGACUGGAAGACGUACAGGGCGCGCGCCAGAGCCGGCAACGCGCAGGGAUUCUCCUGGCGGGUGCCCGGGAGAUGCAUACACUGACUGGAGGGGUUGAGCUCAUUUCUGAUUGUUGGCCAGAUGCAACAGCUGUAGCUCAUUUGUUUUUCUAGUGAGUACAUAUACAUGCGAAGCUUUUUUUUUUUUGUAAUGUAUAUAGAAUUAUUAUAUUAUUAGUGACGCAAACACCACCAUAUUUCAUUC